Drosophila rhopaloa is the source of this 1137-nucleotide messenger RNA. RefSeq lists its product as uncharacterized. Bases 83 to 970 code for a protein of 295 amino acids. The record is from RefSeq and is a predicted model, not a curated record. The transcript has a single exon. Lineage: Eukaryota; Metazoa; Arthropoda; Insecta; Diptera; Drosophilidae.
GUCAGAUCAAAGUUGAACGUUCGCCUGGAACAACCUAAAUUUCGUUUCUCCCAAACUGCCUGAGUUCCGGCUCCGUUUAGUAAUGUUUCUGGCCAAAAGUUCCACAGGCCUCCGUCCGCAGCUGCUGAAUGAGGCAAAGGGGCUAAUCAAGAGCCAUUUUUCGGCCGUGACGCUGGUCAACCAACGUCAUAAACAUUCGGAUGCGGACAAGGGGUUGCAGAGGAAGUGCCCCAAGCAUACCAAGGAGGAGAAGGCGAAGAAGUGCGUCAAGUAUGUCGCCGCCAACGCCUUGAAGCCCGAGUGUGUUCCGGUGGAGGCACUGAAGCCGCGCUACUACAGGCAACUCAAUCCCUGCAAGACGGACAAGGAGCUGGCCGUGCAGCAUCCCAAGUACUUGGGUGUCUACGGACGAUGCGACAUCCCCUACAAACCGGAGCCCUACUGCAUGGAUCCCUGCGACCUGGCCGAGCGGCUGGACGACAAGCACUACAAGCCCAGUAAAAGUCUGGACCGCGACUUCGACCAGUACUGGGUGGAGUGCUUCUUCCGCAAACAGAAGCGCUGCUGCCGCAAGGUUCCGCCGGAGCGCACCCAACGGGUGGAGUACACCAAGUGCGCCGCCAUUCCCAAGAGGAAGCAGUGCUUCAUGGUGAACCCAAUGCCGUGCAAGCAGGAAGCGAAGGAGGGGCCCUGCCCCAAGUUCUCGCUCUGCAACUGCCCGCCCCCAUUUCCCUCCACCAGUUGCAAGAAGCCCCUACGGAUGGGUCGUUGUCGACGCCGGCAGUGCCAGUAUCCCAGCUUCUCAGAGUGCCAGCACGAGGAGCUCAACACCCGCAGACCCGUCGAGUGCUUCUGCCUGGAGGUGCCACCGCUCUGCCUGGUCUACCGCUACGGUCUCCUGAAUCGCCGUCUUCCCUGCGAACCCCCGAGAGGCGCGACCCCUGCGAAUCCUAGAAUCGUAGAAACGUGAUGGCGGAGCAAUUGUUUGGAUUCGCUGGCCACAGAGAUGGAUACUACCCCUGUUCUUCCUCUCUUGAUUAUUUAUUAUUUAUUCCCGGCAGACAAAUCACCAGUCCCUUUUGGAGAGUCUCGAAAUUUUGAUGAAAUAAAUUGGGCCAUAUGAUCAUUUAAAGAAAA